UUUCCCAGAAACCAAACAACCACAAAACACCAAAAAGCCAGCCAUCUGCCUACUAUCUCUCUAUAAUUUUUUUUUUAAAAAAAUUCAGUCAAAGUGUGGAAUUGGUCAGUCACCGUCGUGGGGUGACAGCUAACUCAACUUAUAAAAAUCGGUUUCACACUCAAUUUUCUUCCUUUGUUCAUGGGCUCAAGCUACUCUGCUUUGUUUUUUGUCGAGUGUGCUGUGUUUUCUGUACUUCUCUAAUCUUUGGCAGCGGGGGGUGGUGAGAAGAGUGAAGAGCUCUGAGCUUUGAGCUUUGAACUUUCAGUUUUUUGUUAAUGGGUUCAUGCUUUAGUGUAAGAAUUAAAGCUGAGAAUCCUCUUCACAAUGAUGCACUUGUAAACUCGAAGGGAAAUUUGUUAUUAUCUUUUCGAGAUUCAUCUCGAUUGAACCAGUGGAAGUUUGCAAUCGUUCCCUGCCUGUUCUCAUUCAAGCAAGCCUUUUGGGAGAAAUUCUUCUCACUCAAGGACAAGCAAAAAUGGGAAGACCAAAACAUGAGUUUUGGCAGUAUGUUGAGAAGACUGGUAGUAGUGGAAAGGAUUUGAAAUGCAUAUUCUGCAAGGAAGUAUUCGAGGGGGGUCCUUCAAUUUCAAGGAUGAGAUUGCAUUUAGCUGGAAUUCAAGGGCAGGGCAUUCAAAUUUGUGAUAAGGUCCCUUCUCAUGUCAAAGCAAGAGCUCACGAAGCAAGCUGUGGACGAAACAAGAAACGUAAAACCGUGCCAAGUUCAAGCACCAAUGAGGAAUAUAAUCUGAUUUCAGAGCAACAAAAUCACCAAGUGGAGAAUCCAGUAGGAGAUGAAGACAUGAUGGAAAUGCAAGUUCGUGAAAUUGAACAACUGGGGGAAGUUGGAAUGGGGAAUUAUGAAGAGACCCAUGUCGGACAACCUUUGCAAUUUGUGGAGUCCAAAGGAGAGGAGUUGCUGACAACAAAGUUGAAGGGUGCAGAGUUUGAGACACAUAUAAAGCAGAUCUAUUCUUGUUUAAGGGAUGAUGAUAAUGUCUCAAAGGUUGGCAUUUAUGGGAUGGGAGGAGUGGGUAAAACUGAGUUAGCCAAACAUAUUUAUAACAAACUUGUGACAGCUGCCAGCCCAUUUGAUCACGUUUAUUGGGUUAAUGUGUCUGAACAUUUUAGUAUAUAUGGACUACAGAACACCAUUGCAAGAAUGGUGGAUCUAGACCUUUCAAGUGUGGACAAUGAGGAUAUACGAGCAGCCAAAUUGUCCGAAGCAUUGAACAAGAAUAAAAGUUUUGUUUUAUUUUUGGAUGAUGUGUGGAAUUAUAUUCCCUUUGACAGGAUUGGAAUUCCUGGAUGCAAGUUGGUUAUUACAACUCGGUCUUUAGAUGUGUGUCGAAGUAUGGAUUGCCAAAAGAAUAUCAAAGUAGAGCCUCUUGGAUAUGGAGCAGCUUGGGAGUUAUUUUUGCAGAAACUGGGGCACCAAUUAGUGCCUAAUGUGGAACCGAUUGCAAGGGAGAUUGUAUUAGAAUGCCAGGGCUUGCCACUUGGGAUUGAAAUAAUGGCAAGAAACAUGAAGCGGAAGGAUGACAUACAUGAAUGGAGGGAUGCAUUGCACAAAUUAACGAGAGGAAUACCUAAGCAAGAGAACUCAGAGAUAUUUGACAAUUUGAAACGUAGCUAUGAUUGUUUGAAUGAUCCAUCUUUGCAACAGUGUUUCCUAUAUUUUGUAUUAUUCGUGCCACCUGAUCAAAAAUUGGAAUCAUUAGAUAUCAAAGAAGUGAUAGAUUUUUUGAUUGAUGUGGGAGUAAUAGAAAGAAGCAGCAGGAAACAAGCAUUCGAUGAGGGCCACACCAUGCUCAACAAACUUGAAAAUCUUUGCUUGUUUAACGGUGGCCAUACUUAUUCUGGAUCCAGAUGGGUGAGUAUGCAUGGGUUGGUUAGGAAAGUGGCCAUCCAACUAAUGGGUACAGAUGCACAAGUUUGGGAAAAGUUGUUCAAAAUGCCAAAGUGGGGGAAUUGGUCAAAAGAUCUUAUGAGAAUUUCACUGAUCUAUAAUGAGAUAAAAGAGAUUCCUUCUGGUUAUUCACCUAACUGUCCUAAUCUUUCAUGCAUUUUGUUGCGUGGCAGUUUUUUGAUCUCAAUCGGAGAUUCUUUCUUCGAGCUAUUGUGUGGACUCAAGGUGCUUGAUCUUUCUGAGACAUCUAUUACAAAAUUGCCAAGUUCCAUCUCUCAUUUGGUUAAUCUAAGCUCAUUAUUACUUGGGAGGUGUGAAAAGUUAAGUCAUGUACCAUCAUUAGCGCUGCUUAGCGCAUUGAAGAAGUUGGACCUUGAUGGUUCUGUAGUUAAAGAAUUUCCUGAAGGAAUAGAAAUGUUGUCCAAUCUCAAGUAUCUGAAUCUUCGAGGAACAGAAAUAGUGUUGCCACCUGGUAUAUUACCAAAGCUUUCCCAAUUGGAAGUCCUCUUGCUUAGCAAUUCAUUCGCAGUUGCAGCAAAGGAAAUAGCAUCGCUGAGCAUGUUGCAAGAAUUGGAAUGUUGCUUCCAUGAUAUUGGUGAGCUUAAGACCUAUGUCCACACGACUAGGACACCUUCAUCCGAUUUAAUGCGAUGGAGUUUUCAUGUAGGAGAAAUCGAUCUUGAAGAUGAAGAUGAGCUUUUCGAAGAUAAUGAGCUAGCAGAUAAUUUUAAGGUUUGUUUGUGGAAUUGCAGUAUCAGCGAAGGAGACAUUCCCCUCUCUCACCUAGAAGAUGUCAAGUAUCUGAGAUUUAUUAACUGCAGCAUUGAAAUUGAGAAUUGUGAUGAUUUACAACGAUUGCUUUCAUUUUCCUCCUCCCCUUCAGUAUUUAAAAGCCUCGAGGAAAUAUCAAUUGAUUCGAAUGAUUUACUCUUCCUGUUUGACAAUGGGGAUAUUCCAAUAGCAGUACCAUCAUCACCAGUGCAUGUUACCUUCUCUCUUCUCAAAAGCAUUCGAAUAUGGGAGUGUUCAAGUAUGAAGAAGUUGUUCCCUCAAGGCUUGAUGUCAAACCUUCAAAAUCUAGAAGACAUUUCUAUAAGCAGUUGUGAUAACAUGGAGGAGCUGAUAUCAAUGGAAGUAGGAAAAGAAAGCUAUAACAGCAAUUCUUUUUCUCUUCUCAAAAGAAUUGAAAUACGGAAGUGUCCAAGUAUGAAGAAGUUGUUCCCUCAGGGCUUGAUGUCAAACCUUCAAAAUCUGGAAGAGAUUGAAGUAAACUUUUGUGAUAACAUGGAGGAGUUGAUAUCAAGGGAAGAAGGAAAAGAAAGCUAUAACAGCAAUUCUUUUUCUCUUCUCAAAAGAAUUCAAAUAUGGAAGUGUCCAAGUAUGAAGAAGUUGUUCCCUCAGGGCUUGAUGUCAAACCUUCAAAAUCUGGAAGAGAUUAAAGUAUGGCAUUGUGAUAACAUGAAGGAGCUGAUAGCAGUGGAAGAAAGAGAAAGAGAAGAAAGCUGUAACAGCAGUAAUGGCACUACUUUCAUCUUUACACUCCCAAAAUUACGGAGUGUUGGAUUGGUAAAGUUGCCACAACUGAAGAGCAUAUGCAGUCAAGAAAUAGUCUGCGAUUCUCUCGAAUAUAUUGAGGUACGACAUUGUGUAAAUCUUGAAAGGAUAGCACUUUCUCUUUUCUUGCCUGACCAAAGCCAGCUGUCCCCUCUCCCUUCCCUUAAAGCUAUCCAUAUUUAUCCCCAACAUUGGUGGGAGCUGUUGGUUGAUUUUGACCAUCCGGAUGCGAAGAAUGUCCUCUUACCCCUUUGUUCCUUCGAGGAUCAAUUUAUGGUGGAUUCUAUUUUUUGAGUAUAAUAUAUGUACUUCAUCAAAAGCUAGUUGUGCAAUGAAAUUAUAUUCUGGUGAUAUUUUUGUAUAAUAAUUAAACCAGUACAUAUAUAAAGCAAGUUAAAA
Molecule: messenger RNA, 3901 nt
Organism: Manihot esculenta (cassava)
Lineage: Eukaryota; Viridiplantae; Streptophyta; Magnoliopsida; Malpighiales; Euphorbiaceae
Product: receptor-like cytoplasmic kinase 176
Exons: 4
Coding region: 518-3796 (1092 amino acids)
Biological process (GO): protein phosphorylation
Molecular function (GO): protein kinase activity; DNA binding; protein binding
Source: RefSeq, a predicted model, not a curated record